Labrus bergylta (ballan wrasse) is the source of this 4170-nucleotide messenger RNA. Lineage: Eukaryota; Metazoa; Chordata; Actinopteri; Labriformes; Labridae. The record is from RefSeq and is a predicted model, not a curated record.
AACUGAGGAGCCAACCACAACAGCAAAACCUCCGACUACAACUUCACCACCAGUCAUUACCACAGAAUCUACAACUACAACAUCUGAACCAACAAGUACAUCUGCUGAGCCAACAACAACCACAAAAGUUGUGCCACCAACAACUCCCAUGACAACUGAGGAGCCAAUCACAACAGCAAAACCUCCGACUACAACUUCACCACCAGUCAUUACCACAGAAUCUACAACUACAACAUCUGAACCAACAAGUACAUCUGCUGAGCCAACAACAACCACAAAAGCUGUGCCACCAACAACUCCCAUGACAACUGAGGAGCCAACCACAACAGCAAAACCUCCGACUACAGCUUCACCACCAGUCAUUACCACAGAAUCUACAACUACAACAUCUGAACCAACAAGUACAUCUGCUGAGCCAACAACAACCACAAAAGUUGUGCCACCAACAACUCCAAUGACAAGUGAGGAGCCAACCACAACAGCAAAACCUCCGACUACAACUUCACCACCAGUCAUUACCACAGAAUCUACAACUACAACAUCUGAACCAACAAGUACAUCUGCUGAGCCAACAACAACCACAAAAGUUGUGCCACCAACAACUCCCAUGACAACUGAGGAGCCAACCACAACAGCAAAACCUCCGACUACAACUUCACCACCAGUCAUUACCACAGAAUCUACAACUACAACAUCUGAACCAACAAGUACAUCUGCUGAGCCAACAACAACCACAAAAGUUGUGCCACCAACAACUCCCAUGACAACUGAGGAGCCAAUCACAACAGCAAAACCUCCGACUACAACUUCACCACCAGUCAUUACCACAGAAUCUACAACUACAACAUCUGAACCAACAAGUACAUCUGCUGAGCCAACAACAACCACAAAAGCUGUGCCACCAACAACUCCCAUGACAACUGAGGAGCCAACCACAACAGCAAAACCUCCGACUACAGCUUCACCACCUGUCAUUACCACAGAAUCUACAACAACACCAGCUGAACCAACAAAUACAUCUGCUGAGCCAACAACAACCACAAAAGCUGCGCCAACAACAACUCCCACGACACCUGAGGAGCCAACCACAACAGCAAAACCUCCGACUACAACUUCACCACCAGUCAUUACCACAGAAUCUACAACAACACCAGCUGAACCAACAACUACAACUACAACUGCAGAGCCAACUACAACCACAAAAGCUGCACCAACAACAACUCCCAUGACACCUGAGGAGUCAACCACACCAGCAAAACCUACUACUACAACUUCACCACCUGUCAUAACCACAGAAUCUACAACUACACCAGUUGAACCAACAACUAAAACUGCAGAGCCAACAACAACCACAAAACUGCCAACUACAACUGUAGAGCCAAUCAAAACUACAGAACCUACUACUACACCAACUGAACCAACCACAGAAUCUACAACUGCGCCGGUAACUGGUCCCCUAGUGCCAUCAACACUUCAUCCAUCAAAUCGCCCGCAAGUCAGUGAGAAUCCAACCAUGACCAAACCAUCAACUACAUCGCACACUUCAACUGUAACAACCACGCAGAGUACCACUACUGUAUGCUUCUGUAUAGUUGAUGGCAAGCAUUAUAAACCAGGAGAUGUCAUAUUCAACAUGGUACACAUUGGAUCUGGGGUGUGUCUCACAAUCAUAUGUUCUGAUAUUUGUGAGAUUCAGAACAGGACGGAUAUUUGUACAACCACAUCAAUGCCGACAACAACACGUUAUAUACCUACCUGCCCUGAAUGGGAUGUUGUGCAAAAUGAGACAUUCGUAUUGUGCAACUGCACCAUGGCCAGAUGUAUUGAGAAUAACACAAUAGAAAUUAUUCCAUAUGAAUGUCCACCCAUUGAGAUUAUCACUUGUACAAAUGGGAAAAAACCAACUCUUGUAUAUGACGAGUACCACUGCUGCCAACAUUACGCCUGUGACUGUGUUUGUGAAGGAUGGGGAGAUCCUCAUUACAUCACAUUUGAUGGAUUGUUCUACAGUUAUCAAGGAAACUGUACUUAUGUCUUGAUGGAGGAAAUUCUACCGAUACAUAAUUUAAAGAUUUAUAUUGACAAUGUCUUUUGUGAUCCAACUGAAGAUGUUUCCUGUCCAAGAUCCAUAAUUGUAUCAUAUGGAACACAAGUGAUCACACUAGUGAAUCAUAACCUUAUUGGAGCAGCACAGUUAGAGGCACUGAAAGACAGAGUACUGUUAAAACUACCGUAUUCACAACAAGGUGUUAAGAUCCUGAAUUCUGGCAUUAACUUGAUCUUGGAGAUCCCUCGUCUAAAUGUUGUCAUUACAUUUGGAAUAACUGGCUUUAGUGUCACCCUUCCAUUUCAAUACUUUGGCAAAAACACACAGGGUCAUUGUGGAACAUGCAAUAACAACCAGGCUGAUGACUGCAUGUUACCUGGAGGCCAGCUCAUUGAAAGUUGUGCAGUGAUGGCUGACUAUUGGCCUGCAACACACAUUUACCAACCAAAUUGCCAAAUCCCUCCUGUACUGCCCACCAAUAUACCUGAACCCCCCCCAACCUUAACUCCAUGCAAACCAGACUCCAUGUGUGGCCUGAUUACAAGCAGUCUCUUUGCAGAGUGCCAUCGCUUUGUUUCUCCCGACAAUUUCUACCAAGGUUGUGUUUUUGAUAGCUGCCAUGUUUCGAACCCAAUAGUGGAAUGCACAAGUUUGCAGACGUAUGCUGCUGCAUGUGCUCAAGCUGGAGUUUGCCUACACUGGAGGAACCACACUACACUGUGUGCCAGUGACUGCCCAUCAGACAAAAUUUACAAGCCAUGUGGUCCGGCAGAACAGCCAACCUGUGAAGACAAUCCUAAUGAGCCAACCAUGAACUUCACGACUGAGGGCUGCUUUUGUCCUGAUGGAAUGAAACUCUUCAACAAGGAGUCUGGCAUAUGUGUUGAUAAGUGUGGAUGUCUUGAUCCCGAGGGUAUUCCUCGUGAGUUUAAUGAGAGGUUUGAGUACAAAUGCCAAGACUGCAUAUGUGAGGAGUCUACAAAGACUGUGACAUGCAAGGCAAAGGUGUGCCCAGUACCACCUAUUACACACUGCACUGUCCCUGGGUUUGUCAUUGUCAACCAAACAAAUCCGUCGGACCACUGCUGCUCAACCUUGGUUUGUGAAUGUCGCCCCAACACUUGCCCAGGAAUCAGUAGUAACUGUCCGAUUGGAUAUAUCCCAAGUAUUAAUGUCCCUGAGGGAAAAUGCUGCCAAGAACUUACAUGUGAGCCUAAAAGAGUAUGUGUCCACAAAGACGCAGAAUACCAGCCUGGGGAUUCAGUUCCUGCUCCCCAAUGUCAGGAAUGUACCUGUACAAAUGAGGUAGACCCCAAAUCUGGUCUAUUCAAGGUGUCAUGCAAGUUUCAGCAAUGUCAAACAAACUGUGACAUGGGAUAUGAAUAUGUGGAAUCUGGUUCCUAUAAAUGCUGUGGGAAAUGUGUACAGACACAAUGUGUCCUAAAUGUUGAUGGUAAUAAGCAACUCUUGAUGCAAGGACACACCUGGUCACCACCUGAGAAUAAGUGUGAGCAUUACACUUGUGUUAAGAAUAAUGAGACUUUCACAACAAUUAGCUCACACAUCGUCUGCCCUCCAUUCCAGCAGAGCAACUGUGAACCUGACACAAUUCAGACUGCAGCAAAUGGCUGUUGUAAAACAUGUGUGGAAAGGGAAAAGGCCUGCAAGAAAGGCUCCAUGAAAACAUAUAUCAUGCAUAAGGGCUGUCAGUCUUACCAGGAAGUAGAUAUGCCUUAUUGUGAAGGAUCCUGCAACACUUACAGCAAAUACUCUGAGGUAGCUGCUACUAUGCAGCAUUCUUGCUACUGCUGUAAGGAGACACACUACAGCAAUCGUACUGUUGACUUGCACUGCCUCAAUGGAGAUGUGGUUUCCUACACAUACAUGCAUGUGGAGGAUUGUGGCUGUAGUCACACUGAGUGCACUGGAGAUGCAGGACAUCAUGCUCGCAGGAGGCGAAGCUUCAAACUGGUUUAAGAAAAAGGACAUCAACACUGAUUCAUUCAUAAGGGAUAACAAAAUGUAUACCCAUGUUGUCUUAACAGUUAUUUCUCUUACAAUGUGAUUUACUUGUAGAGAAAGUAUUUACCCAUUCUUCAAAUAAAAAAUGCAACUUCACAUCA